Molecule: messenger RNA, 3697 nt
Organism: Dendroctonus ponderosae (mountain pine beetle)
Lineage: Eukaryota; Metazoa; Arthropoda; Insecta; Coleoptera; Curculionidae
Product: MOXD1 homolog 1
Exons: 12
Coding region: 241-2616 (791 amino acids)
Biological process (GO): dopamine catabolic process; octopamine biosynthetic process; norepinephrine biosynthetic process
Cellular component (GO): secretory granule membrane
Molecular function (GO): dopamine beta-monooxygenase activity; copper ion binding
Source: RefSeq, a predicted model, not a curated record
GGUAGGAAAGGAAGAGGGUUGCCCCCGGCUUGGGUACCAGACCAUCGCAUCAGGCAUUAAAUUCGUACCGGCAACCGGGCGAGAAGGAUAAAGAACUGUAGAGACGACCGGAAUCGAUCUAAAUCGGGAAUGAGUUCAGUUUUUUAUCGGUAGUUCUGUGUGUCUGUUUCUUUGGAUUAUUUAGGAUUGAGUCCUGGAUUCUAUAGGCAGUCUAUAUGUAGGAACUUUCACACUAUCACAAUGCGUUACUAUUACAACCACUAUCCAAUCUACCUCUUGCUGCAUGCUUUAUCAGCAACCACUCUAAUUAGAGCUGAAGAUUUGCUGGAUCAAUACGUAAAACACAUUCAACUGGUUAAUAGUAUUGACGAAAUAAAUAUAGAAUCAGCUUUAUUAUCUCGUUCAGAAGCUUAUGCAUAUUUACCUCAAAGUGGAACUCCGAUGCGCCCAAAGAGGCCUAGAAGAGAAGCCCAGAAAAAUUACAACUUGGAAAAAGGCUUAACGAAUCUUGUUGAUCCAGUUUCGAGUUUGUUCGAGCAAACAGCCGAUGUGAGUAGUGAAAAUGCGGAUGUGGUGCAUCGACCAAAAAGAGAGUCGGAUAUUGUUUGGACACAUUCAAUGACUCUGGACAAUGACAAUUUAGUGACUCUCAGAUGGCAACCCAGACACCAAGAGAUUCUUUUCAGAGUGGAAGCAAAGACGUUGGGAUAUGUAGGAAUAGGGUUUAGUGAAACUGGAGGAAUGGAAGGUGCAGAUAUUGUGAUGGGAUGGGUGGACGAUCAGCUUCUGAAGCCCGUUUUAUUGGAUUGCCAUGGGGUGUCCAAAAGCCAAGGAAGCGCACCAGUUCGAGAUGUAAUCGAUAACUACACUUUAAUGAGAGGAGAACAAAACGACACCCACACAAUUAUUGAAUUCAGAAGAGUGUUGGAUACUUGUGAUCCAGACGACUAUAUUCUAACUGGGGAUACCGUGCGAGUAAUCUGGGCCAUUCAUGAUAGAGAUCCACGUUUUGAAGGCGAAAUGGUUUAUCAUGAAGAGAAAAGAGGAGUUCAAAGCCUGCAUCUGUUAGGACCAUCCCCAGUAGGAAAAGUAGCUAAUGACCAGAGCAGGAAUUGGGAUGUAGUAUUGAAAAAUUUUCAACUGGAAAGCAACAUGGAUACAAUUUACUGGUGCAAAGUGUUCAAAGCACCAACUUUCAAUGACAAACACCAUAUAACGGGGUUUGAGCCGAUUAUUGGCGAAAAUCACACCUCCAUGCUUCAUCACAUGAUCAUGCACGAAUGUGAAUUGGGUGAAGGUGCAAACAUGAUGAUUUGGGAAAAAUUCGCCAACGAAGAAGGAAGAUUGUGCUAUAGCAAUAUGCCACUGGAGUGGGAAAAAUGUCUCACUCCUUUAAUAGCUUGGGCAAUUGGAUCUAAAGGAGAAAAUUUUCCAAAUCACGUGGGUCUGCCAUUAGCGCGCAAAAAGAAUACAUUUUAUAUGUUGGAAGUUCACUUUGACAACCCACAAAUGAAACCCGCAAGAGACACAUCUGGAUUAAGAUUGCAUUACACGAACAAGCUGAGAGAAAAUGAAGGAGGAAUUCUCAUGACUGGAGUAGCUCCAUCGACUUUGCAUUUUAUACCGCCCUAUCAAAAAGAAUACAAAACAGCUGGAUAUUGCAGCCUGGAUUGCACGAAAGAGGUGUUUCCAAAAGACGGCAUCAAUGUUAUAUCUGUGAUGCUCCAUUCCCAUCUAGCCGGAAGGAAACUGAAACUACGACAUAUCCGAGCCGGUAAAGAACUCCAACCUUUAGCCCAGGAUGAACGAUAUGACUUCAACUAUCAACAAUCGCGCGCUCUAUCUCAAGACACCACAAUUCUGCCUGGAGAUGGUCUCAUCACAGAGUGUACAUAUUCAACAUUGAACCGAAACAAACCCACUCUCGGAGGAUACUCGACUAGAGAAGAAAUGUGCCUGUCUUUUGUCAUGUACUAUCCAAGAACAGAACUAUCCGGAUGUUAUUCAAUACCGCCAGUGAAAUACUUUUUUGAAAAUCUGGGAGUCAAGGAGUUCUAUGGGAGAAAUAUGAGCGAAGUAGAGCAAGCCUUAUUGGAGGGCAAGAUGGAAACUGAAAGUAUGCCUUCAACCACACAGAAGCCAUUUGAAAUUCAUCCUGGAGACGAAAUGUCUCCUGAAGCUAAUCGGCGGGCGAUUAUCGCUCUACAGAAUGCCAAAGAAUACAGCAUAGAAGGGGAUACGAUUGAGAAAAGUGUUUUUGAAAAGCUGGUUAUUAAAGAGCCGCUGGAGUUUCGAAACAAGUCUUUUAUGUCGCAUUUGCAAAAUAUUCCUUACAACGAGACUAUACUGACCAAAAAAAUGGAAGAAUACUUUUACAAUGGAUUGCACAUGACUUUUUGCCGAAAACGUGAUGAUACUUUAGCAAUUAAGGAAACCAUCGAAAAACUACCCGUUUUCCAGCCGUAUGAAAAUAAGGAAAAUAUCCAGUGUAGUUACAAAUCGAAACGAGGCUUUGUCAGUGGAGCAGCAAAGGCAACAUGGAAUUGCAAAAGUUUAAUAAUUUAUUUAUGCCAUUUAUUCGCUGUUUCGAACCGCAUGGUUUCGAUAUUUGUGUAAUUAUUGUAUUUUUCGUUUCCAUUCCAAACAUGCAAACGCGAAAAAAGCCAGUCAUCUUUAAUUACUAACUUUCUACCUUUAUUUAAAUAAGUAUUUUCUAAUUGGUUAACAUCACAACGUUAAAAUUAUUACUUAUAUUUUGUUGCUGUGUUAUAUACUAUUGUUUUAAUUUAUUUGACUUAAUUUUCAUAUUUAUUUUGUACAUACCAAUCAUUUCGCACUGUAAAUACCAUUUUUUUUACCAAAAGAACCUAGAAUUAAGGCCUAGAACUUACGUUUUUGAAGCUGUGAAUUUAUUAAUUUAAAACGGAAGAGUGCUAAGAAUGAACUUUCUUGCACUCCUCGCACAUUAACGAAAAAUUGCUAAAGCACAAAGUCGAUAAUGAAUUAUCGAAUUAAAAUAACUAUUUUUUGCAAAAACCUAAUUUUCUUUUGUUUGAUUAUUCUCAAUAAUGAUAGGAACGAUUCAUCAAAAUUAAACGAUUAUGAAAUCUUCGUAAUCCAGUAUGUAUGGAAUUAAAUCUUUUUAAAAUACAUUUGAUAAGAGUAGCUAAAUAGACAUUUCAGCAGUAGUUCUUCAUAUCUUGCAAAUAUUAAUGUUUUCGAUAUGAACAUAAUUUCAUCCAUACUAAUAUAUUUGUUUAAAUUAUAACAUUUGCAAGAUCGGGAAGUGCAGAGUCAAAACGCUUAAACCCAGUUUUUUUUAGUUGAACUUUAUUAUAUAAAAAUUAUCACUUAAAACUGUAGUUUAAGAAAUGCUAAAAAACUGACAUCAGCGCCAGUCAUAACUGCUAUAAAUACUUAAAUGUAAUAAAAAUAAUACUCACGUUUAUGUGAAACUAGAAAUAGAACUUAAGUUAUGUAUCGGUUACAAACCGCUCCGAAACAUCCUCUUCAAUUUUUUGCCAGAAUAACCAUCGUGUUCCUGUUUUAUUUUACAUUUUGCCUUCUAUUGGCAUACCUUUUUUAAUAAAGUGUGACUUAUUUAUGAAAACUAAUUGUUUCGUGCAUAAGAAUAUGAAAAUGGUGCAAAGUAAGUGCAUAGUAUGAUAAAGAAAUAUAAAUCGAUUUUUCUAAUUUG